GCAGUCUAUUAUAAGAUACCCUCUCUUCCCUAUUUCCCUUGGGGUGAGGUGUCGAUGUGGACUGCACAGAGAGCCGUUUGUGUUAUCAGACUUAUCAAAGUUUUGCGCACAUGUUUAAGAUGUUUCAGUUUCAGUUUGCUUGUGAUUUUUUUUAAAGUAGAGCGCCAGUGUUUAUAGCCAGCAGGCUGGAAUACCAAUAUCUUUGAGUCACGUCAGCUACUCGUCUGUUAUGACCCAGAUUGCAUGCUACCAUUUUCUUACUUUUUUUUUUGUAACAUACAGUAGCUUCACCAAAUGGACAAACACACAUGCAACCCGGACUCAUCUGCAUUCUUUUCAUUCGGGGGAAUCACUUUUUUUCCUUUUUUGUGUUUCUGUUUUCUCAUCCCUCUAAACAUUAGCUCUGUUUUGACCUCGAGGGUUGAUGACCUGCAGGGUUUUGCUCCUCCUUAGAGAUCAUGGGCCACACAUGGUUGAUCUGUGGUUCAUUGUCUGCAAGGAGCAGUAGUCUGCAAGUCAGAGCCUUCAAAGGCAGAGCGUAGGCACUAAAGUGGGAUUAAAUAACAUGGUUAUUAUAUUUUUUUUACUUUACCUUGUUUAGCCCAAUGAGGAAGUUCAGAAUUUUCAAAAAUUCUUGAUUGCUUUGCAGAAGAAAAGCUUAAACAAUCAAUCACUACAGAACUAGCUAGUGUAGUUUUAGCUGAAUCAUUAGGAGUAGACUAAUAUUUUCUUGUGAAAUGUGUAUUUUUAACUUUGGUAUAUAUUUUUUUAUAUUCAACAUUAACAAAAGUCCUUGAUGUUUCAAUUUGAAAGAGUCCAGUUGCGGGCUGAGGCUGAGAGUCCAUUGAGGCUAAAGAUGACUGGCUAAGAUGACUGCCUGUCCCGUUUGGCCUUGGCUUUCACCUUACAAUGUGUGUGUGACCUUUGCCCCCCUUGAUCCUUGGCUGACCUAACCGGAAGCCAUGAUGACAGCAGCCUUUUGCCAAUAGACCAGGGGCGAUGGUGAGGAUUGCCAUUGGUUUUUAUGUUGACAGCAAACAUAAGCGGAUCGGCUCUAGUAAAGAACUUGCAUCUAAAGAAAUCUUGUAGUGGUUACAGCAGCCGGAGCCGCUCUGGCAGGGACAAGUAUGGACCUCCAGUCCGUACAGAGUACCGCCUCAUUGUGGAGAACUUGUCCAGCCGCUGUAGUUGGCAGGACCUCAAGGACUUCAUGCGUCAGGCAGGUGAGGUAACAUACGCAGACGCCCACAAGGAACGCACUAAUGAGGGAGUGAUUGAGUUCCGGUCCCACUCUGACAUGAAGAGGGCCCUGGACAAACUGGACGGUACUGACAUCAACGGUCGCAAGAUCCGUCUGGUGGAGGACCGGCCACGCAGACGAAGAUCCUACUCUGGCAGCCGCUCCAGAUCUCGUAGUCGUCGUCGCUCUCGCAGCAGGAGCCGCAGGAGUUCAAGGAGUCGCUCCAGAUCCCACUCAAGGUCUCGUUCCCGCAGCAACAAGAGGCGUCACCAUUCCCGCUCCAGGUCUGGCAGGAAAUCUCGCUCCAAGUCAGGAGACGACAAAUCGCGCUCCCGCACCCGCAGGUCCCGUUCCGGGUCCCACAAAUCCAAAUCUCGCUCACACUCUCGCAAAUCUAGGUCUCGCUCGGCCGACCGCAAAUCCAAGUCCCGUUCAAAGAGCCGCUCCAAGGUGAAGUCUGAGCGGGAUUCCCGCAGCCGAUCCAAGGAGAUGUCCGUCGGGAAGAAGUCUCGCAGCCGAUCGGCUUCGCCGGUAGAGAACGGAAAGGAAGAGCAUGCCGUCAAAUCUGCCUCCCGGUCCCCGCAAGAGGACGACCGGCGCUCCAAGUCGAGGGAGAAGCGCUCUGCCUCUCGCUCAAAGUCCCGCUCGAGGUCUCGCUCACGGUCUCGGUCGGCUUCUCAGGAUUAGUGUAGGUGAAGUUUGGAAGUUGUUUUUCUUAUUGCUGAGCUCGAGCCUCAUGCUGUACAUAGUGAGCUAUGUCGUAAUAACCGGCUUAUGCUUCCUGACUCGUCUACUUUUGUCCUCCGAGUGUGCACGUCUCCGCACGUUCUAAAUGCAGUUUAUCGGACAAGGCACAACGAUGCCUGGGCGGUCGAUUUCAGUUGCCGGUCUCUUAAAUAGAAUCAACAGAAUUCAUUUCAAAAACAGGUUAGUCUUAAAAUCUUGAGUUAACCUGAGAUUUUUUUUUUUUGGUCAGUGUUUAUCUCAACAGUCUGUUUUCAUUAAAAGCUCCUAACAGCUUGGGCGGACAUUGCUUUGCUUGUCAUUUUACUUAGUUUGCCGUAGCCCCCCUCAUCCAUAAUGUCUGGAGGAGUCUUCAUUUAAUAGAGCUGUAUUGGUGUGGUCUUGAUUAAGCUUGCAUGACUGUGGGAGGAAAGUGGCAUUUGGCUACAGCUCUGGGAACUUUUGUCCUUGGGAUCUGCAUUCUCUCUAUUAAUUGCUUUCUGAAGGAAUUGAUGUUUAACGAGCUUAUACUGCAGAAAAACGUAUUUACAAGAAAAUGAGGGUUUGUAAUUCAUUUUUUUUUUUUUUU
Messenger RNA from Mugil cephalus (flathead mullet), 2552 nucleotides. Its product is annotated as serine/arginine-rich splicing factor 6-like. Gene Ontology annotation, cellular component: cytoplasm; nucleus; ribonucleoprotein complex. Gene Ontology annotation, molecular function: mRNA binding. Lineage: Eukaryota; Metazoa; Chordata; Actinopteri; Mugiliformes; Mugilidae. The record is from RefSeq and is a predicted model, not a curated record. The coding region runs from base 1025 to 1927 and encodes 300 amino acids. Gene Ontology annotation, biological process: mRNA splice site recognition; alternative mRNA splicing, via spliceosome. The transcript is spliced from 5 exons.